This is a messenger RNA of Colletotrichum karsti, 2715 nucleotides long. RefSeq names its product glycosyl hydrolase family 2. The record is from RefSeq and is a predicted model, not a curated record. The transcript has a single exon. Gene Ontology annotation, biological process: carbohydrate metabolic process. Gene Ontology annotation, molecular function: hydrolase activity, hydrolyzing O-glycosyl compounds. The coding region runs from base 1 to 2715 and encodes 904 amino acids. Lineage: Eukaryota; Fungi; Ascomycota; Sordariomycetes; Glomerellales; Glomerellaceae.
AUGUCUUCACGGCCACCAUCUCAAGGCCGCGCCUACGGGCUUCUUCUUCUGAGCCUCGUACUCCUGCUCGUCUCCCGCCCUGCAGCGGCGUACAGCAUCAGACGCCAGGACAACACCACCAUCCAAGCCGGCCGCGAGCGUGUGAGCAUCAACAAGGGCUGGCGCUUCUGGCGCUCCGAGUUCAACCCGGACGGCAUCAUCUACGACCACCGCCCCGAUCUCGAGAACCUCACCGACGUCUUCGUCCUGAAGCCCUGGAUCCUCCUCUCGGCCAACGACUUCAUCAGCGACCCCGCCAAGCGCCACGAGCGUCCCAGCGGCGAGCCCACGCGCAAUGUGUCGUACGCGUCCGAGGGCUUCGACGACGCGGCUUGGGAGACGGUGAACCUGCCCCAUGACUGGGCUAUCAAGAGCCCUUUCUACACUGAAGAGGAUCCCAUUAUCGGUGGAGGAAUGGGUCGUUUGCCGGUGCACGGCGUCGGGUGGUAUCGUCGGAGUUUGACGGUGAACCCGGAGGAUGAGGGCAAGUCUAUCUACCUCGAUGUCGACGGCGCCAUGUCCUAUGCUAUGGUGUGGCUCAACGGGUAUCUGAUCGGAGGAUGGCCGUAUCCGUAUAACUCCUUCCGCCUCGAUCUCACCGCACACCUCAAGCCCGGCGAGGACAAUCUACUUGCUAUUCGUCUCGACAACCCGCCUGACUCGGCGCGCUGGUACCCUGGCGGCGGCAUCUACCGCAACAUCUGGCUGACCAAGGUCAGCCCGGUUGCUGUCGGUCAAUGGGGCACAUACAUCGUCUCCAAGGACGUCUCUGCCGAAUCCGCGACGCUCGACCUUGUCGUUGAAGUCGAGAACAAGGGUGACUCCGACCAAGAGGUAGAGGUCUCAACCGACGUUUACACUCUCGACUCCAAGACCGGCGAGGCUGGCGAGAAGGUCUCUUCGUUCCCUGCCUCAUCGGUCUCUGUUCCGGGAGGCAGCAAGGAAUCAGUCACGGCCUCGUCCACCGUCUCGAACCCUCAACUCUGGGGCCCGCCACCAACCCAACAACCGCACCGCUACGUCGCCAUCACAACCAUCUCCAUCAACGGCAACGUCGUCGAUACCUACUCGACCCGCUUCGGCAUCCGCUCCGUAACCUACGACCCCAACGAAGGCCUCCUCGUCAACGGCGAACACAUCCGCAUCCAGGGCGUCAACCAGCACCACGACCUCGGCGCCCUCGGCGCGGCCUUCAACACCCGCGCCGCGGAGCGCCAGCUCGAGGUCCUCGCCGAGCUCGGCUGCAACGCCGUCCGCAUGUCCCACAACCCGCCCGCGACCGAGCUCCUCGAGCUGACGGACCGCAUGGGCUUCGUCGUCAUGGACGAGGUCUUCGACUCGUGGUACCGCAACAAGACGGACAACGACUUCCACCUCAUCUUCCCCGAGUGGCACGAGCCCGACCUUCGCUCCUUCAUGCGCCGCGACCGGAACCACCCCUCCGUCGUCAUGUGGAGCUUCGGCAACGAGGUCUCGGAGCAGCAGAUCGGCGACCCGGGCACCGUCCCGGCCCUCGAGCUCCACGCCGUGGUCCGCGAGGAGGACCCCACCCGCCCCUCGACCGCCUCCAUGAACUACGCCAAGCCCAACAUGUCCUUCCCGACCGCCAUGGACGUCCUCAGCCUGAACUACCAGGGCGAGGGCAUCCGCGACACCCCCAACUACUCCAACCUGCCCGGCAUCAAGACGCACCCGCUCUACGCCGACUUCCACGCCGCCUUCCCGGACAAGAUGAUCCUCUCGAGCGAGACGGCCUCGGCCCUCAGCACGCGCGGGUCCUACAUCUUCCCGGUCGCCGAGGACUCGGGCGCGCCGGUGAACGACACGUCCGGGGGUAACUCGACGACGAUGCGCGUGAGCGGGUACGAGCUCUACUCGGCCAACUUCGGCGCGUCGCCCGACAAGGUGUUCGCGGCGCAGGACAGGCACCCCUUCGUGGCGGGCGAGUUCGUCUGGACGGGCUGGGACUACCUGGGGGAGCCGACGCCGUACUACUCGGCGCGCAGCUCCUACUCGGGCAUCGUCGACCUCGCGGGGUUCAAGAAGGACCGCUUCUUCCUGUACCAGGCGCGCUGGCGGCCGGAGCUGAGGGGCGCGCACGUGCUGCCGCACUGGAACUGGCCGGACCGCGUCGGGGAGGCGACGCCGGUGCACGUCUUCACGGCGGCGGACGAGGCGGAGCUGUUCCUGAACGGGGCGUCGCAGGGCCGCAAGACGCGGGCCGAGUACGCGUAUCGUUUCCGAUGGGACGAGGUCGCGUACGAGCCUGGCGAGUUGAAGGUCGUCACGUACAAGGACGGGGCGGAGUGGGCGACGGAGGUGGUCAGGACGGUGGGCGAGGCGACGCAGUUGAAGGCCACGGCCGACCGGACGACGAUCGCGGCCGACGGGAGCGAUCUUUCGUUCGUGACGGUGGAAGUGCUGGAUGGGAACGGGGACUUUGUGAGGUUUGCGGAGGACGAGAUCACGUUCAGUAUCAGCGGCCCUGGAGAGAUUGUUGCGACGGAUAACGGCGACCCGGCGGAUUUGGUCGCGUUCCCGUCGCUCAAGAGGAAGGCUUUCAGUGGUCUGGCUCUGGCGAUUGUGAAGUUUGAGGAGGGUGCUACUGGCGAGAUCACCAUUACCGCAUCUGGCGAGGCCCUCACGGAUGCUGUGGUUACCAUCAAGAGCCAGUAA